AUGAUGAGCCCUUACUCGCUGCCCUACCUCCUCUUCCCGCCGCUGGGUGCCUGGCUGGACACAGAAGAGCCCGUGGACGCCGUGGGUGGCAUCGGAGGCGAAACGAGCUGGGCCGACCUGGCGGGGGGAGGGGGGGAACGCCACUUCCCCUGGGGCUCCCCUGGGUGGCCGAGAGCGCCACACCCACACGCCCUGCUCGUCACGGCCCAGGAGCCGCCCGACGUUGGGCGGGCGUGUGCCGGCUUCACGCUGAGACCCGGGAGGCAGCAGGACGAUGGCAGUGAGGCCACCGGCUUCCUUCUGGGUGACGGCGAGAAAGCUGGUGGCCUGUUAGGGACCCUGGCAGAGGAGCUCAACGGCUACAGCAGGGAGAAAGGCGGCUUCAGCUUCUGCUUCGGCCAGGGGUGA
This is a messenger RNA of Physeter macrocephalus (sperm whale), 408 nucleotides long. It is a transcript of the gene QRFP, whose product is annotated as pyroglutamylated RFamide peptide. Lineage: Eukaryota; Metazoa; Chordata; Mammalia; Artiodactyla; Physeteridae. The record is from RefSeq and is a predicted model, not a curated record. Gene Ontology annotation, molecular function: orexigenic neuropeptide QRFP receptor binding; neuropeptide hormone activity. Gene Ontology annotation, biological process: neuropeptide signaling pathway; behavior.